Molecule: messenger RNA, 3709 nt
Organism: Photinus pyralis (common eastern firefly)
Lineage: Eukaryota; Metazoa; Arthropoda; Insecta; Coleoptera; Lampyridae
Gene: Ack
Product: activated CDC42 kinase 1
Exons: 9
Coding region: 653-3613 (986 amino acids)
Biological process (GO): protein phosphorylation
Molecular function (GO): protein tyrosine kinase activity; ATP binding; protein binding
Source: RefSeq, a predicted model, not a curated record
CUAGGUACCUGGAAUGUAAGAACAAUGAAAAGAAAAGGAAAACUAGAAAAUAUAGUGAGUCAAAUGAAGAUACAAAUUGGACAAACUAUUGGUUAUGAGCAUUGAUUAAGUGCUUAUUCGAUGGUAUGAGCAAAGUUAGGUGGCCAGGAGAAGGAGAGUGACACAGGAGAUUAGAAAAGAGAGCAGAAGUGGCAAUUUUGUUCAAAAAUAAGGACAGGUAAGAACAAUAUUGAUGGGAGAUUGGAACAGUGUAAUGGGAAAGAUAAGACUAAGAAGUGGUAGAUGACUGAAUUGGGGAAGAAACAUUAAAGAGGCGAAAAGGGACAAACUUGUUGAAUUUUGUCAUUGUAUUUUGUGAAGUGCAAUAUCUAUGGAUAGCUAAUACUUGGUUUGAACAUCACAAACUGAGACUACAUGAAAAAGUUCAGGAGAUAGGGAAAAGCAACCUACCAAACUGCGACGUGAAGGUAGAAUGGUGCAACAUCAAAUGUUUUGAAAGAAGAGAUGGUAAAAGAAAGAAAUAUCAAUCAAAUAUGUGACAAGGCUAAAUAUCAGUUGUGUUAAAGAUAGAGGAAAUGGGUAAACAAGGGUGUAUGGAGGAAAUGUACAAAACGACAAAGACACUAAUAAGAAGAAAACUAAACCAUAAAUCAUGUCCGAAGAAGGAUUGCAAUGGUUAUACGAAGUAUUAGAAAGUGUACAACUGCUGCAGUUUUUAGCAUCGAUAAGGGACGAUCUGCAAAUUACACGACUCGAACAUUUCGAUUACGUUCAGCCCCAAGAUUUGGAAAAAAUCGGACUAAGCAAACCAGGGGCAAGAAGACUGUUGGACGCAAUAAAGAAACGCAAGGCACAGCAAUGGAAAAAGAACAUUUUAACUAAAUUUAUGCCGUCGGGUAGCAAACCUUUAGCUAGCAAGAAACAAGUCGAUAGUUUGUCGUCGAGCCUUACUUGUCUUAUUCAAGAGAAAGAUGUUACUUUGUCCAUUAAGCUCGGCGAUGGUUCCUUUGGCGUGGUUAGGCGAGGUGAGUGGACGAGUCCGACAGGGCAAAUUGUACCGGUUGCCGUUAAAGUCCUAAAGGCAGACGCUUUGUCUCAGCCCGGGGUAUUCCACGACUUCAUAAAAGAAGUCCAAUCGAUGCACACUCUGAGUCAUAUCAAUCUGAUCAGGCUGUUCGGAGUAGUUCUGUCGCAACCGAUGAUGAUGGUGACUGAAUUGGCACCGCUGGGCUCACUUUUAGAUUGUCUACGAAAGGAAUGUCAACACACACCCCUACCGCUACUGUGUGAAUAUGCGGCACAGGUGGCAACCGGCAUGGCCUAUUUGGAGAGUAAACGGUUUUUGCAUCGCGACCUUGCAUGCCGCAACAUUUUGCUGGCGGGAAGAGACAAGGUGAAGAUCGGAGAUUUCGGCUUGAUGAGGGCGUUGCCGCAAGAAGAGGAUUGCUACGUGAUGACCGAACACAAGAAAGUGCCAUUCCCGUGGUGCGCACCUGAGUCUUUACGCUACCGCCAGUUUAGUCACGCGUCGGACGCGUGGAUGUUCGGCGUGACUGUCUGGGAGAUGUUCACGUUCGGCGAGGAGCCGUGGGUCGGACUGGGAGGGUCGGAAAUUUUACGCAAAAUCGAUCGAGAGAACGAACGUCUGCAUCAACCGGAGGCGUGUCCCAACGUAAUAUACGGUAUAAUGUUGCAAUGCUGGCUGAAGAAUCCCCAGGAGAGGCCGACCUUCGCCUCCAUGCGAGAAUCGUUUCGUAAAGCCAUGCCCCCUGUUAUGCGUGCGAUCGGGCGACAGGAUGAGGAGGACCGUUUGGAGGUACAUGUCGGCGAUAACGUUGCGAUUAUUGAUGGUCAGGCGGAUGCUUAUUGGUGGAAAGGUCAAAAUCAGCGAACUUUCGAUAUUGGAUUAUUUCCUAGGUGUUUAGUAGACGCGCAACGUCCCAUAUGUUCCGAGGACAUAAGCAAACCCCUAAAAAAUUCAUUUAUCCAUACUGGCCAUGGUUCGGCAUUCGGCGAGUCCUGGGGUAGUCCCCAGUACAUCGACGAUAUGUACUUAAAGAAUCCCAUGACACCUCCAGACGCGAUCGGAAUGAAUCACGAUCGAAUUACUCUUCAGAGAGCCUCUCAUCAUGACAAAGUAAAAAAAUCGUAUUCCGCUUCGUUUCGUAGCAGUGAAAAGCAGUUCAACUAUCGCAAGUUAGAAAUGACUACCAAGACCUCCAAAUCAAAACCGCGGCGACCACCACAGCCCAAAUUAAAUAAUAUUUCGAGUAAAGACGAAUUGCUUAUAGAUAUUUCACCUGACGAACUUGGAGGCAACUUGCGGUUGCCUAAUUCAAUGCAAGUUAGCCCUAAAAGUAUUUCUCUUCUCGAUGAACCAAUAGAUAUACCGCAAGAAGAUUGUUGGCCUGACGAUACUUUGUCAGUGUGUAGCGGACCGGCCACUUUUGCACCAACGCCAACGUACCUGAACACUGCAGGCUUUGAUGAGAACCUCAUAUCUCGAGAUGAUCCCUUCGAUACUUCACAGAUAGAUACCACUGCGACUGCUAGUCGAUAUUUCACGUUACAACCAUCGACAAACGGUAGUCAAACCGCUUUCCCCAGUUACAGUGAAGUUGCUAAAAGUAAUGUGACGGCAACACCUCCCUGUAAUAUACAGAAUCUCACCCCUAGUAAAAUCGCAAUUAACCCCAAAACGUGUAUAGUCGACGACACUCUCAUUAAAGAAUUAGAAAAAAGUUUAAGUUUAGGAAAAAAUUCGAAUAUAACGCCAUUGCAACCACCUCCUCAAUCUUCCAAAAAGCACUCGAACUACGGACAGACCAACAAUUUAAGGCUUGAUCCCGCUUGUUCGUCUCCCAGCAGUUUUUCGAAAAAUACGAACGUAACGAACAAAACCUCCAACGCGAAUUUAUACGGAUCGACCAAGAGCUGCAACAUAACCGACCCCCUGAAACUUACAAAUUUGCAAUACGCCAAAACGUCCGAGUUUGGAGAAUUUAAAAGCAAUCGCCCGAUUGUACAGUCGGAUCCGAUUAACCCGCACGCUUCCCAAAAUGGAACGGCGUCGCUUUACGGAAAUACAAUGUACAAUGCUCAAUACGAACCUUAUAGAUCUCAAAGCGUCAGUAAUAACGUUAGCUCAAUUUAUAACAAUGUACCGGCGAGUCAGCGCUUGUAUAACGAAGUGGCCGAGAACGUCUACAGCGAGAUACCCGACAAUGUGUACAGUUCGGUGCCAGACGAAUCGCUAAAGCCUCACCGUCCAGCGCCGCCGUCCCCGUUGGUCGUUUUAGGACAACCGCUUAGCAUGCAGCAAAUCCAGCGGAAGAUACAGCAAGGACAGUUAAGCGCAGAUGCAGAACGUCUCAUGACGCCAGAAUUUAGAAGCAAUAAAAUAAGUCGGGUUAGAGACGAAGUGCCUGAUGUCGACACCGAUUAUUGCCUCUCGAUUUUACAAACCUGUGGCUGGGACGUGUCGGCAACCGUUAAAACCAUUAAGGUUGAUAAACUACUACGGUUAGGUAUCGCAACUCGACAGCAGUGCGAGGCUGCGUUGCAAAGAACAAAUUGGAAUGUUGAAUUAGCCGCUUCUUCCAUAUUUGAUUAGAGUAAAUUUUCGUUGUAUAUAUGUUAUAUAUUCGAUAGAGUUAGGCAUUUACUAUUAUUAUUUAUGUUGUGAAAUAUAAACUUUAUUUUUUAUGUA